Molecule: messenger RNA, 2049 nt
Organism: Ichthyophthirius multifiliis
Lineage: Eukaryota; Ciliophora; Oligohymenophorea; Hymenostomatida
Product: propionate-- ligase, putative
Exons: 1
Source: RefSeq, a predicted model, not a curated record
AUCCUUACACAAUUGCUUAUGAAUAAUCUACAAACCCAGAAACACGUGAAAAAUUCUGGCGUGAAUAAACUUCUUUAGUAGACUGGUUUUCGCCUCCCUAAAUAAUUCUUGACAAAACCCACUCAAACCCUGGUUUUUGGCGAUGGUACCCUGAUUCUAAAUUAAACCUAUCUUACAAUUGUAUAGAUCGUCAUUUAAUAGACUAGCCAAACUAACCUGCUUUAAUACAUUACUCUUCAUAUACAAAAAAAGACAAAAUAUACACAUAUAGUCAACUACAUACUGAAGUAUCUAAGUUAGCUGGUGUAUAUAAAAAACUAGGUGUUAAAAAAGGUGAUAGAAUUAUAAUAUAUAUGCCUAUGGUUCCUGAAGCUGUUUUCGGUAUGUUAGCUUGCGCAAGAAUAGGUGCAAUUCACUCUGUUGUUUUUGGAGGUUUUUCUGCUUUUGAACUAGCUGGAAGGAUAAAAGACUCAAAUCCGUCUUUAAUAUUAUCUGCUUCUUGCGGUAUAGAACCCCAUAAAAUUAUUGAUUUUAAGGAGAUAUUAGAUGAAGCUAUAAUUUUGGCUAAUAGAUAGGAUAAUAUUAAGAUUUUAUUAUUAUAGAGAAGUUAAUAAAUAUCAAAUAAACUAUAACCAAAUAGAGAUUAUGAUUAUUAAACUGCAAUGCAUUUCGCAGAAACUUCAGAUUGUGAAGUUGUUAAUGGAACAGAUCCUUUAUAUAUACUUUAUACAUCAGGUACUACUGGAGCUCCUAAGGGAAUUGUUAGAGAUACUGCCGGAACCGCUGUUGCUAGCUCUUGGACAAUGAAACAUAUCAUGGAUAUACAUAAAGGAGACGUUUAUUUCUCUGGAAGUGAUAUUGGAUGGGUUGUGGGACAUCACUUUAUAGUUUAUGGACCUUUAUUAAGAGGAGCUACAACUAUUCUAUUUGAAGGUAAACCUACAUACCCUGACCCUGGUUAAUAUUGGUAGAUCAUCGAGAAGUUUAAGGUACAUAAUAAACAUAUUUAAUAUAUUAAAUAUAUAUAAAAAAAAGGUUAAAGGUCUAUAUACAGCCCCUACAGCUCUAAGAGCUAUCCGAAAAGAAGAUCCAGAAGGGAAAUUUAUAUUGAAAUCUGAUAUUUCAUCACUAUAGGGAGUUUCUAUGGCUGGGGAAAGGUGCGAUGUGCCCACUUAUGAAUGGAUUUAGUCUCAUCUAAAAGUUUUUAUAAACGACAAUUACUGGUAGACUGAAAUUGGUUGGAUAAUUAGCUGUAAUUAUAAAAACUUGCACACUUUUCCUAUAAAACCUGGCUCUGCAAUUAAACCUGCACCUGGCUUCAUAGUACAUAUUUUAGAUUAAAAUAAUAAUAUAAUAAAUGAAGCAGAUAAAUUGGGAAAAAUAUGUAUAAAAUUACCUUUACCACCUUCUUUUAUGCUUACUUUAUAUAAUAACGACGAGGCUUUUGUUUAAAAAUAUUUAAAAGAUGCCCCUGGGUAUUAUUAAUCUGGAGAUUGUGGUUACUUCGAUAAUGAUGGAUAUUUAAAUGUUAUGACAAGGAUCGAUGAUGUCAUAAAUACUGCAGGACAUAGACUAUCGACUGCUUAAAUAGAAGAAUGUCUGUUGAGUCAUAAUAGUAUAGUAGAGUCAGCUGUUAUAGCCAAAAAGGAUAAUUUCAAAGGAGAAAUUCCAGUUGGAUUUGUAGUGGUUAAAUAGGGAUAUAGUUUCGAUAAAAAAAUACUUGAAUAAGAAUGUGUGGCUAUUAUCAGAAAAUUAAUAGGACCAGUAGCCAGUUUCUAACACUGUAUUGUUGUGGAAAAAUUACCGAAAACUAGAAGCGGUAAAAUACUAAGGUAUACAUUAAAAAGAAUGGUAGAUGGGCUUUAAAUUGAAUAAAUUCCAUCAACUAUUGAAGAUGCAAGUGUUUUGAAUGUUAUUAAAAAAAAUAUAGAAGAAUAUGAGGGUUUCGGAAAAUAAGAUAAGGAUAAUAUAAUUUAUAAAGAUUAAAUUGAUAAUAUUAAUGGAAAUUAUGCAGAAUUGGUUAAUGAAACAUGAAUUAUAGUACAUUUA